Molecule: messenger RNA, 2088 nt
Organism: Larimichthys crocea (large yellow croaker)
Lineage: Eukaryota; Metazoa; Chordata; Actinopteri; Sciaenidae
Gene: bicdl2l
Product: bicaudal-D-related protein 2-like
Exons: 6
Coding region: 212-1564 (450 amino acids)
Biological process (GO): vesicle transport along microtubule; Golgi to secretory granule transport
Source: RefSeq, a predicted model, not a curated record
AGACGCGCCACAUGAAGCCACAGCCUCCAGUGACAUCACAUGGUGUCAUGUCGUGCUCUUGUGAGUAAAGAACACCGUUCAGGAAAAACCAGUUUGAAGACAUUCUUUGAAGACAUCCUCCCUCCUCUCUGUUUUACUGUCUUCCUCUUGCUCUUUGUAUAUAACCUGGCAGUAUCGCCAGGUGCUUCAAGGCAUUCCUUCCGAGCUGAUCAUGGACUACUCUCAGUCUUUCUCAGCCCUCAACGAGAGGCUGAGACCUCGAAUAACCACCAAUGAACAGCUCUUCUCAUCCCUGACCAGACUGGAGGACAGACAGUCGGGCUCGCUCAGGAGCCUGUCUUCAUCUUACCGACCUACAGUUCUGCAAAAGGAACCAGAAACAAAAGUCUCAGAACCAGAAGAUCCAGAGGAACUUGGAAAUGAUGCAGAUCAGGAAAAUGUGGGCUCUGAUGACCUGGAAGAACCUUGUGUUGAUCUGUGUGACUUUGACAUCUCAUGCCCCAUCACUGAAUUGAAUUUAAAAGAUGAAGGUGACGAAGACAGCACCUCGCCAUCCGAGGAGAAAGACAUUCCAGGUGAGCUGUCCUUAAAGGAGGGGACAAGUGAUUCUUCAGAGUCAGCUGGAGAACGUAGGGACUCAUUAAAGGGGACCUACGUGGAUGGGACAUUACCAGACCUGAUCAGGAGUGGCAGGCCACUGGGCCGACGCCGGACAUUGGGACACUUCUCAGACACGCUCAAAGAAGUGCGCAGGGAAGUGGAGCUUUCUCGUAGACGAAGCAUCAAACUUAAAGCCCAAGUGGACAAACUACAGGAGAGCAAGGAAGGACUGGGAUGGAGCCAGCACAGAGAGAGGGUCACACAGGAGGUUCUGUCUGUUCUGCGGCUGCUGCACCCGCUGACGGAGUCCGGCCCGCUUCAAGCCUCUCGUGGGGAAAACCAACUGGACGUGGCUCUGACCCAGCUGCAGAAUGUGGCUCGCAAUCUGGCAAUGAGCCACACCAAACAGUCUGGGAAAGAAUCAGAGGACAGUGCUAUUCUACACCAGGCACUGUGUGACAGAGAUGAAGCCAUAGAGAAGAAGAAAGCGAUGGAGGCCGAGCUGCUGCGGAGUAAGACAGAGUUGAUGUUACUGAACAACCAGCUGCUGGAGGCUGUACAGAAACGUCUGGAGCUUGCGCUAGAGCUCGAGGCCUGGAAGGAGGAUGUUCAGCUGAUCCUCCAGCAGCAGCUGCAGAGUCAGCAGCAGACAGAGCAGGCCCAGAAGAAGACAUACCGCGUGGGUAUCCUGAGGAGAAACAACAGACCACCCAUGCAGCGGCCGUCCACCAUUCCUGUGGCUACCUCCACCCCACACACGACCAACUCAAACCAAAUCUUCAUCUCCAGAUCUGCAGUUUCUGCUUCUCCGGCGCCCAGUACGCCCAGUACUCUCACCGGCACCCAACGCUGGAAGGAAAAGCUGAGGAGAGGGAAGAUCAGUCGUCAAGACCAGGAUGCAGCGCAGCAGGAUUCAGAGUGGGACAAGGGUGACAACGGCUUCCAGGUCAUAUCACUCGACUGAAACAGUGAUGACUUUGCACUUUGAGUACAAUCACUGUGAUGCAUAACUGUUAAGAGUGUCCCUCCACCCAAAACUGGGUUUGGCUUAUUGCCACUUGGAUGUUUGAGCUUUACUGUCCAUAUGUAUGUACAAAGUUUGACACUAGAGGCAUGAUCCAUUCAUCUUUGGUGACAUCACGGCUAGUUCUGAGCCAAUCAGAGAUCAAUAUGUGACUUACGUUAUGUAAGUGUUAUCUAUUACUUCAGGUCAUAUACACAGAGAAUGGACUCUUCAUUAGAUGAGACAUCUUGCAUCAACAGUUAAAACUUUGAAAUGAACGAUAUCCACACAUUUAUAGAUUCUGAAUUUCUGAAUCUAUCCUUUUUGUGUAAAAAUGAUAUCAGACAUAAAUUAGUCCACAUGGAAUAUUUUUUUGUCUUUAACAUGUCUGUGUUGUGAAGAAAUUGCUGAAGUCAAAGGUCAAUGGUGAGGUCAGGAGGGAAGAAAGUGUUCAGGAGCCUCUGAUGUCUUAUGCUGUAUUAUUU